AUGGUUCCGAUAUGGAUUGGUAUUAUUAUGAUUAUAUGGCUUCUUUUCAAAAUUGUUGAUUCAACUGAUAUACCAAAACUUCGUGGUCUUCCCGAAGCUAGCGGUUGGCCAAUAUUUGGAUGUUUAUUUCAACUAGGAACGAAUCAUUCUCUUGCUCUAUCCAAGCUAGGCAAAAAACUUGGUCCAGUCUUUCAGAUGCGUCUAGGAAAUAAACGAAUUGUUAUUGCAAAUUCUUUCGAUUCUAUUCGUGGAUUAUGGAUACGAAAUCAAUCAUCUUUAAUUAGUCGUCCGUUACUACAUACAUUUCAUACUGUUGUUAGUAGUAGUCAAGGAUUUACUAUCGGUACAUCUCCAUGGGAUGAAUCAUGUAAACGUCGUCGAAAAGCAGCAGCAACAGCAUUGAAUAAACCAGCAGUUCAAUCCUAUAUGCCCAUCAUCGAUGUAGAAUCUUAUUCUGCUAUUAAAGAUAUUUUUCAAGAAUGUAAAGAUGGACAAAUGGAUAUUAGUAUUAUUCCUCAUCUUCAACGAUUUGCUUUGAAUACUUCAUUGAUGUUAAAUUAUGGAACACGAUUUACCUCGUCUGAUGAUAAACUUUUAAAAGAAAUUUGUAAUGUUGAAGCAGCAAUAUCACGAUUUCGUUCGACUUCUAAUAAUUGGCAAGAUUAUGUUCCACUUCUUCGUCUAUUUCCAGCAAAAUCCAAGGAAGCAAAUAAAUUUCGUCUUCGUCGUGAUCAUUAUCUAAACAUUCUUCUCGAUGGAUUAAAACAAGACAUUACGAACGGAACAGAUAAGCCAUGUAUUACUGGAAAUAUUCUCAAAGAUCCUUCUGCACAAUUAAAUGAAGCAGAAAUCAAAAGUAUUUGUUUAACAAUGGUUAGUGCUGGUCUUGAUACUAUUCCUGCAAAUAUUAUAUUCGGAAUUGGUUAUCUAUCUUCAUCCCAUGGUCAAGAGAUUCAGCAACGAGCAUAUGAAGAAAUUCAAGAUAUUUAUCCCGAUGACGAUGCAUGGGAAAGAUGUUUAGUUGAAGAACGUGUACCAUAUGUUACUGCAUUUUAUAAAGAAGUUCUUCGAUAUUUUACAGUAAUUCCAAUGUGUCUUCCACGGCGAAGUAUUCACGAUAUUGAAUACAAUGGAGUAAUGAUUCCUACAGGAACUCUAUUCUAUAUGAAUGCAUUUGGCGGUGAUUAUGAUGAAGAGCAUUUUGAAAAUCCGGAAAUAUUUAAUCCAGAACGAUAUUUAGGUGAUGUAGAAGGUACACAACAUUUUGCUUAUGGAGCUGGAAGUCGAAUGUGUGCUGGAGCACAUUUAGCUAAUCGAGAAUUAUUUACAUUUUUUAUUCGAUUGAUUACAGCAUUUCGAAUUUUACCACCGAAAGAUGAAAACUAUGCAGCAGCAACAGAUGCAAUGGAAGCAAAUCAAUAUCAUACAGCUCUUGUAGCAGAACCAAAAAUAUUUAAAUGUCGGUUUGAACCGAGAAAUAAGGAACUAUUGGCAGCUUGGCUUGAAAGUACUCGACAACGAACAGAAGACGAUUGA
This is a messenger RNA of Adineta steineri, 1536 nucleotides long. NCBI's taxonomy places the organism in Eukaryota, Metazoa, Rotifera, Eurotatoria, Adinetida, Adinetidae. The record is from the annotation of a GenBank genome assembly.